This is a messenger RNA of Macrosiphum euphorbiae (potato aphid), 345 nucleotides long. NCBI's taxonomy places the organism in Eukaryota, Metazoa, Arthropoda, Insecta, Hemiptera, Aphididae. The record is from the annotation of a GenBank genome assembly.
AUGGCACAGCUUGGCAGUCGUUUGUCGACUGAAGAUUUCUGGGUUGCUGGGACUGAUCACAGCUUCUGGCAGACGGGCGUUAGUCGCUUCGUUGUCGCCCAAAAGCCUGGAUGGUCCUAUGGGAACGCACGAACCCUUGACUGGCGGGUUGGGGUGGCCGCACCCUUUGUCCGCAUCCCCCAGCGCGAUCGCUACCCCUCACCCGCCGGCCAAACACCCACUGACUGUCUAUAUGGUGCGCACGCACCCGCCGCCAGAGUAACCGGGACUCACACCCACCUGCAGUCAUCAUCCCACUCAACAACCCUUCCCGCAUCCACCACCGCCACUGCCACCUACGCAUAA